This is a messenger RNA of Beta vulgaris subsp. vulgaris (sugar beet), 760 nucleotides long. RefSeq lists its product as uncharacterized. The transcript is spliced from 2 exons. The record is from RefSeq and is a predicted model, not a curated record. The coding region runs from base 110 to 523 and encodes 137 amino acids. NCBI's taxonomy places the organism in Eukaryota, Viridiplantae, Streptophyta, Magnoliopsida, Caryophyllales, Amaranthaceae.
GUUGUAAUUUUUAUUUUAAGUUAUUAAUUUUAGUUACCUUGUUUUCUAGGCGGAGAAUAUCUAGUAGGGAACUUUUAACGGAUUAAAAGUGGCCUACAGGCUAGUAUAUAUGAGUUCCCUGAACAUGUCUGCCAAUCUAGGAAGCUACUUUAACCCCAUCAUCCUGAGUGACGAUGAAGUUGACGAGUUUCGUGCACCCAUCGACAGUAGAGAAUAUACGGAUAUACAUUGGACUAUGCGUUGCAUCUUGAGGAAAGAUUUGCCUAGUGAUGAUGAGGUUAUAAUAGAAAUGGACCAUGCUAGGGGCACAACUAGGGAAGACAUCUAUCACGCAUGUUUCAGGUAUGAAACUGAAACUGAACCUGAAGAGGAUGAGGACACUAUACCCAUUAGAAGAUCCAAAAUACAAAGGAAAUAUAUUGACUAUGAUGAGGAUGGGGAAGAAGAAGAAACUGAUGAUGCAAUCUUCAUGCCUGAUCAGUAUCAGGAAGCUGAGGAUAAAGACAGCAAUGUAGUGCCUUAAAGCUAUAUUAUUUUUAUGUCUCUAAGAUAUAGCUAUACAUAGGGUAUUAGUUUUAGAAAUAAUGUUGGAUGUGUGCCAAGAGUGAUAGGGAAGUUUUAUAGAACUAUUGUUUUAGGAAAAAUAAAUACUAUGUCAUUCUUUCUUUUUAUACCCUUUAUGGAAGAAUAAAAGUUAUUAUUAAGUUUAUAUGAGUGAGUAAGAAUUUAUUCUGGGCACGUAAUUGGAAUUUUUUUUUAU